CCCGCCGCUACCCGCACAACGACGACGACGACGCCGCUGCUGCCGUCAUCAGUGAUUCGUUUUGUACGUUGUUAGACUCUCUCGCUGCGUUUUGGAAUUCAGUCGAGAACGAUAAUUAACGGUGGUUGUAUCACAUCACGCGCAGCAGCAGCAAAGCAGCAUAGCAGCAGAACAGAGCACCAAAGCAGCAGAGAAGAGCACGACGAAGAGAAUCCGACCAUCGACACAUCAACAUCGACACCGAAAACGAAUUCGAAUCCGAGAACGAGAGCUGCGCGCCCCCCCUCGUUUGCAGCACCGUCUACAGUAAAAACUGCAACUUUGUUUCGGAUCUAUAUACUAUAUAUAUAUAUAUAUAUACUCGAUAUAUACCACGCGAUUCCGGGGACUUGUGAAUUUUUGGUUGUGUUUCAGCCUUUAAUUUGCUUCGUUCGGUCGUUGGGUUUUUUUUGCGGUUCCAUUUCGCGUGUGUGCGACGCAUCGACGUCAGCAAUUAUUGAGGAGCAGCGGCAGUGGCAGUGGCAGUGGCAGAAGCAGCGGUAGUGGCAGCAACCAGCAACCAGCAACCAGCGGCUCUGGAAAGACUAUAAUUAUAAAACUAAAGUGAAAAGCGUGCCAUAAUUACAAGACAAAUAUCAAUAAGUGCAAGAGCGAAAUGUGCGAAAAUUGUUAAAGCAGAAGGAAGAGCAGAAGGAGCACAGAAGGAGCAGCAGCAUCCAGAGGAAUCCAUAGCAGAGGAGCCACCACCAUCCUCCUCUUCCUCCAUCCAGGAAUCAGCAUCCAAUCACCACGCAAAUUGCAUUUACAAUAUGAUUGAUGCGGCCUGCAAUUACCUGAAUCCCUAUGCUCUGCCCCAGCAGCAGCAGCAUCCCCACCAGCAACAGCAUCCCCAUCCGCAUCUCCAGCAGCAGCAACAGCAACAGCAGCAGCAGCAACUCCAUUUGCAACAGCAGCAGGAGCACCAGCAGCAACAGCUCCACAUGCAACACCAACAGCAACAGCAGAUGCAACAUACUCAGCAGCAGCAGCAAUCGUCGCAUGAUUUCAUUAGCGCCAGCGCCUCCAGUGGCACCACCCCCAACUCCAACUCCAGCAGCUCCAGCAUCAGUGGCUGCAGCACUAGCAGCUCCCCGCUGUACGGCGUUGGGAUUGGCAUCGGCAUAGGAAUCGGAAUCGGGAAACCCGGAAUGAAAAUGGAAAUGCAAUAUCCGCCACAGGCCUCCUCCACGGGCACGGCCUCGCCCAACUCCAGCAUCCAGUCGGCACCAUCCUCGGCGAGCGUGUCGCCUAGUAUCUUCCCCUCGCCGGCCCAGUCCUUUGCCAGCAUCUCGGCCAGUCCCACCGCAACGGGGGAGAGCAGGAUCGCCGUGCCAUCAGCAGGAGCGGCGGCAGUGGCCGCCUCCACAGCAGCCACAUCCUCCGCAUCCGCAUCCACACCCUCAUCAUCAUCCUCGGCAGCAGCAGCGGCGGCGGCGGCAGCAGCAGCUGCAGCGGCAGCCGCGGAUCUGGGGGCAGCGGCGGUGGCCAGCGCCGCCUACGGAUGGAAUUCGGCAGCAGCCGCCUACUCGGGUCUGCCCUCAAGAAGCCAAUUCCCGUACGCACAAUACGCGUCGGAUUACUACGGGAACGCGGUGGGCAUGUCCUCGUCGGCCGCCUGGUUCUCGCACCAGGAGCGCCUGUACCAGCCGUGGUCCUCGCAGAGCUAUCCGAGCUUCAACUUCGACGACAUCGCCUUCCAGACGCAGCUGCAACGCCGCUCAGUGCGAUGCACCUGCCCCAAUUGCACCAACGAGAUGAGCGGUCUGCCGCCCAUUGUCGGCCCGGACGAGCGGGGUCGCAAGCAGCACAUCUGCCACAUACCCGGCUGCGAGCGGCUCUACGGCAAGGCCUCCCACCUGAAGACCCACCUGCGAUGGCACACAGGCGAGCGCCCGUUCCUCUGCCUCACCUGCGGCAAGCGCUUCUCCCGCUCGGACGAGCUGCAGCGGCACGGACGCACCCACACCAACUACCGCCCGUACGCCUGCCCGAUCUGCUCCAAGAAGUUCUCGCGCAGCGACCACCUCAGCAAGCACAAGAAGACCCACUUCAAGGACAAGAAGAGCAAGAAGGCCCUCGCCGCCGAGGCCAAGGAACAGGCGGCGGCAGCCAUUGGCUCCAGUACCGGCUCCGGCUCCAUCAAGCAGGAGAAGGCGGAGAAGCUCCAGAAAAAGUCCAAGACCCUUUCGCCACCUGUGGAGUUCAAGCAAGAGCAGCCGGAGAGCGCCCUGCUCCACAGCUAUGCCCCCUAUGCCAAUCUCUACCAGCAGUCAUCCUCCGCCUCAACCUCGCUGGCGGCUCCACCCCCGCCGCCCCCACUCUUCCAGCAGCAGGCGGCCCUCCACCAUCAGCAGCAACAGCAACAGCAGUCGCAGAUCGGGCUGGGGAGCAGCUACGAGCCGUGGAGCAGUGCCGCCAACAAUCGUGCCAUACAACUACCGACUACCUCAGUGACCGCCACCUCAGUACCCGUCACGGCCAGCUCCCCGUCCUCCUCCUCAGCCUCGGCCAGAUCCCCAUCGGCAUCUGCAUCGGCAUCGGCAUCCUCCGCGUCCGCAUCUGUAUCCGCCUCCGCAUCGGCAGCUGUGGCCGCUUUGGCAUCGCAGCAGCAGCACUACGCCGCCCUGGCUAUGCAGAGCGAAUCCCAGUUGGCGGCGGAGUAUGGAUUGACCAUGUCCGGCCUCGCCAGCGGCGCCAGCCAGGACUCCAGCUCGAGCUGUGCCGGCUCCAAUGCAGUAUCGAGCCACUCAAGCGGCGGUGGCGGCUACUCCAGCCUCAUUGGGCACAUGAAGUCGGAGUAUGCGGCCAGCUAUCCCACGGAAUUUGCCACCGGCUCCUCCGGUUAUGGGUACCCGCACUCGCAUCCGCAUCAUCCGCAUGCGCAUCCGCAUCAUCAUCAUAAUGCCUGGGCAGCGGCCUAUCAUCCGCAUGCCACGGCCUAAGGCUCUACUAAUCACCAUCCACCAUCCAUAA
Molecule: messenger RNA, 3012 nt
Organism: Drosophila pseudoobscura
Lineage: Eukaryota; Metazoa; Arthropoda; Insecta; Diptera; Drosophilidae
Gene: btd
Product: buttonhead
Exons: 2
Coding region: 810-2981 (723 amino acids)
Biological process (GO): regulation of transcription by RNA polymerase II
Molecular function (GO): DNA-binding transcription factor activity, RNA polymerase II-specific; RNA polymerase II cis-regulatory region sequence-specific DNA binding
Source: RefSeq, a predicted model, not a curated record